Cheilinus undulatus (humphead wrasse) is the source of this 3430-nucleotide messenger RNA. Its product is annotated as ras-related protein Rab-40C-like. Gene Ontology annotation, biological process: protein localization to plasma membrane; intracellular signal transduction. Gene Ontology annotation, cellular component: plasma membrane; synaptic vesicle; endosome. NCBI's taxonomy places the organism in Eukaryota, Metazoa, Chordata, Actinopteri, Labriformes, Labridae. The transcript is spliced from 6 exons. Gene Ontology annotation, molecular function: GTP binding; GTPase activity. Bases 805 to 1680 code for a protein of 291 amino acids. The record is from RefSeq and is a predicted model, not a curated record.
AUCAAAUAAAAAGAUAAAGAUUUUAUCAAUAAAGGGUGUUGCAGACAUAUUUCGUAAUGUAAUACAUAUGCAAAGACGCCUACGUCACUAAUAGAUUUGAAAGUCUAAAUAAAUUAAAAUAAAAAAUAAUAAUAAUUAAAAAUACUAAAGAACGUGCAGACUUCGACUCUAGCGCUUACAAUGUGAGUAAUAAAGUUGAUAUAAAAUUAUAUUUGGUUUAUAUUGCCUUUUAUUUUUAAAUGCGCAAACAGGAAGUUACGCGGAGAACGUCAUUAUAACCAGGAAGUUCCAACAUAGUUGACCAAGCUAACCAGACGUUUUUUCGGUAGCUAAUAACCCUCGUAGUUAAAAAAAAAAACAUUUAAACAUAGUGCAGUGCUCGUUUUUGUGUUGUAGAGUUUGAUUUUAUUCAAGAACCACCGGAAACGUGUAAUUGUAACAUAGGUAUUGGCAAGAACUUAUUAUUAUAUGUUUUAGCAAGUGAGCUAGCUAGCAGGCUAACAGCCAGUUAAGGUUGUUUUGAUUAUAAACGUGAACAGCUACGUUACAUAGACAAUGUCUGGUAUCUGCUUUUGGUAACAAAGUCGUACAAGGACAGUUUUAGUUGCUCGACACAGUGUUUGUAAAGACGUAAUUUAUGUGGUUGACCAUAAAACAGCGACGUGAUGUAAAUUGUUUGUAAUGUAUCCGCUAGCUGGUUAGCUAAAAUAACGUCAAACGGUAAAAAAGCAUCGCAGGGUCCCGUCAGUUUAGUCCCUCGGUGGACAUCUGGUGAGCUUUUAAGCUCUCCUUGAGCCGGAUCCAAUGCGUGGAAUGAUGGGGACCCAGAGCAGCCCAGUCAAGAGUUACGAUUAUCUUCUGAAAUUUCUUCUGGUGGGAGACAGCGAUGUUGGAAAGGGAGAAAUCUUGGAAAGCUUGCAAGACGGAUCAGUAGAGUCGCCUUAUGCCUACAGCAGUGGGAUUGAUUACAAAACAACUACGAUUUUGCUCGAUGGACGAAGAGUGAAACUCGAAUUAUGGGACACAUCAGGGCAGGGUAGAUUCUGCACAAUCUUCAGAUCGUACUCUCGUGGAGCACAGGGCAUCCUACUUGUUUACGACAUCACUAACGGUUGGUCAUUUGAUGGCAUUGAUCGAUGGAUCCGGGAAAUUGACGAGCAUGCCCCAGGUGUACCCAGGAUCUUAGUAGGCAACAGACUCCACCUGGCUUUCAAGCGGCAGGUGCCAACUGAGCAAGCGAGGGCUUAUGCAGAGAAGAACAGCAUGACUUUCUUUGAGGUCAGUCCACUGUGCAACUUUAACGUCAUCGAGUCCUUCACAGAGCUCUCACGCAUCGUGCUGAUGAGACAUGGGAUGGAGAAAUUCUGGAGGCCAAACAGAGUGUUCAGUCUCCAGGAUCUGUGCUGCCGCUCCAUCGUCUCCUGUACGCCUGUUCACCUUAUUGACAAACUGCCUCUCCCUGUGGCCAUCAAGUCCCACCUCAAGUCUUUCUCCAUGGCAAAUGGCAUGAAUGCAGUUAUGAUGCAUGGACGCUCCUACUCAGUGGCCAACAGUGCAGCAACAGGUGGAGGCAGUGGAAGUAAAGCAAACAGUCUCAAACGAUCAAAGUCCUUCAGGCCUCCACAGAGUCCUCCAAAGAACUCAUCGUCAUCCUCUAAAGGGAACUGUAAGAUUUCAUAGUGAAGGUGUUGGCUUAUGGUUUCCCUCAUAGAGCCAGGAUUAAAGGUGUUAUUACUCCAAGAGGUCAUAGGGCAACUGAGCAGCAUGGAGAGCCAACAAGAAUCUUCACCAGAGGUGGGAACAGCCGUGAACUGACACUGACCUUUGGAACUGACUUGGGUGGUUGGGUUGGUAUCUAAUCUCCUUGCGCUUGCUGGUGCCAUCUUGUGGAUGUCUGUUUACCUGUACUCUUUACUACAGAGGCUCACUGUGAUCAAGUAAUACAUGAUUUCCCUGGGACCAACAGAUGUGAAUUGAGGUUCUCCUGAUAACACUACAAUGAGUGGAGGAACAUUAGCUAACUUGUAUUUGGAAAUGGGUAAUUAAUGUAUUUAAAUGUGUAAAUAAGCAUUGUGUGCUCCAUGUCUUAGUCUAUGUCUGGUAAUCAAGCUCAGAGAAGGGCUUCUUAUGCUUGUUAUGUCUUGAAUGUUUGGGAGACGUGCUGUAGUGUACAACGAAUUUGUGUCUUAUACUCUUUUGUAUAAAUUCCUCUUUGUUACCUCAAGGGUGCUGAGCUACUUACUUAAAAGUCACAUUACUUUUAAAUAAAGUUGGCUCGAAUUGAAUGUCAUUACAAGAGUAGGAUUGGUUUUCUAAGCAGAUUUGUGCUAGACUUUAGGAAUGUUCAGAACGAUUUUUAUGACAAAAAAAAAAAAAAUUCUCUAGCACUACUUGAUCUGUGAAACUGUCCAGAAAAGUUGAGCCAAGUACUGAUGUUUUUAGACAUCCUGCAGUGCCCUUAAAACCCAGCUCUAAAUGACUUUACCCUCCAUCACCAUCAGUCUUUGGCUUUGACAUCUGUUUACUUUCUCAGGCCAUUUAUGCCUCUUAAUCUAAUAUCCUCAGUUGUAUUAUUGCUUUAACCAUCAACAGGAUCAAUUUAAAUGUCCUCCCUCUCUGGUAGUUCAGAGAUUGCUUGGUGCUGCUGAGGAAACUUUUUACAAACUGAUGUACAGAUUGCUCAGUCACAGCGUCAGUGCUGAUGUGUCUUGGUUCUUUACAGGAAUAAAUAAACUGUGGUAAGAGGAGUCUUUUAAUUUGAUGUUUUGGGAUAUGUUAUGUAUUUGCUACGUAUUUAUGAAUGUAAAACAAUAUUCAUUCUGUGGCCAUGUGGUAAAAAUGUGGAAUUGAAAGAAACUAAGGUUUGAAAGCCAUUGGGUACAUCUGCUGCUUUGAUAUCAUUAUAAGCAUUGCAUAUUGUUGGAGUAUGUGUAAUUUUAUACUAAAGCUAUUUCUUUUUCUCCAUGUGGCAUGAAGGGCUUUUUGCAAGAGAAAAUUUUAAAUGGAUAUUGGGUUAACAGUAAUGAACCUUGUUCUGACAGAUGAAAUAUCUCUGAAAUUUCAUAGGAAGUUAUGUCUGAUCAAUAAAAACUUAAUUCAAAAAUAUAGAAAGUGUACAGAAACACCUUUUCCUUCAUAAAUGCUGCCUUUCUUUCCACCUCUGAUAACCAAGUUCUGUACUUUGACUAACAUUCCCUGUAUUACGGCUGUGUGUCAGUGAUGAGGCCAUUAAGGACAAAAAAGUUGGUGCGUGUUUUCUUAUGGGGCCAGUUUUCUGUGAUGCAUCAAGAGCAGUUUUGAAGACAGAACUUAGAAAGCACUAUUUUGAGCUUUGAGUAAAGGUGUUAUCAGAACUUUGUGUCUAUAGGUUUGGAUACGGGAUUAGUUCUAACCUUGUCAACAGUCAUCGAUCAAAAUAAAAAAGUGAAAC